Molecule: messenger RNA, 1525 nt
Organism: Nerophis lumbriciformis (worm pipefish)
Lineage: Eukaryota; Metazoa; Chordata; Actinopteri; Syngnathiformes; Syngnathidae
Gene: syt15
Product: synaptotagmin XV
Biological process (GO): calcium-ion regulated exocytosis
Cellular component (GO): plasma membrane; exocytic vesicle
Molecular function (GO): calcium-dependent phospholipid binding; SNARE binding; clathrin binding
Source: RefSeq, a predicted model, not a curated record
CACUUGACCAAGCAUUGUAGCCGCGGACACCAAAAAGAAGCUGCCGCUGUAUAAGGUCUGAUGGUUCUGGUGGCUGCCGGCCUCGCUGCGGCUCUCCUGGUGCUGCUUCUGCUGGUCCUGGUCAUGUUCUACCUGUGGAGGAGGGCGAGGGAUCGCAGUCGGUACCAGGAGCUGGACGCCGCCGUGCCCCCCGUCCCAGCAUGCACUGCUCAGGCCCUGCUGGUUUCUCAAGGCUCCUGGGUCAAGCCCGUCGAGAUCCCGUUCACGUUGCCUCCUCGCUUCACCACGCAAACCCGGAGCAGCCCGAAGACAGAAGAGGGCGAGGAGAAGGUGGAGGUGAUGAAGACCGACAUUCUCGCCCAUCGGGGUUCUCUCUCAGUCCAAAGUUGGUACCCGGUGGGGACGCUGCUCGCCGGCUUGUAUUCCAGCCCCGCUCUCAGCGAGGUGGUGGCGCCCCCGCCCGGCAUGGCCACCCGCCUCUGCUUCUCCGUGGAGUAUCGCCACCGCGGCGAGCAGCUGGCGGUCUCCCUGCUCCGCCUGGGUAACCUCCCGCCGCGUUUCCACGGAAACGUCACCCUCGUUCAGCUCCGUCUGCUCCCGGACGACCGGCGGCCCCGUCAGGCCAAGGCCAGAUGCACGGGGCCUGACCCGGAGUUCCACGACUGCUUCCUGUUCCAGGUGUCGGGUGCGCGCGUGACCCGCGCCACCCUCAGCGUGUGCGUGCUGAGCGUGUCACAUGACAGCAAACGCCAGGCGGUGGGCAGGGUGCUGUUCCCCCUGCAGGGAGAACUGGGCCAGGCUGGCAGGGUCCUCUGGAGGGACCUGGAGGCUGAAGACCACAACCACUGUUCAGAGUGGGGGGACGUGCUGGUGUCUCUGAGCUACAGUCCGUCUCUCCAGCGCCUCUCGGUGGAGGUGGUGAGGGCUCGAGGACUUCAGCUGGUCACGGACUCAGGCGUGUGCGUCCAGGUGAGCUUGCAGAUCCACGCCCAGGUGGUGAAGAGCAAGCGCGGCGGCGUGGUCAAGGCCGACCGCGACGCCAACUUGGACCACAAGAUGGCGUUCAAGCUGCGGGCCGAGCACGUGGACGAGGCCUGUCUGAGAUUUGUGGUGCAGCAGCCUAGCCACGCCCACUCAGAACCGUGGAUCCCGCUGGGGGUUCUGGUGUUGGGCCCCUUCAUGUAUGCUCGAGGCCCUCAGCUGCAGCACUGGAUGGACAUGGUCAACACGGCGCAGGAGCCCGUCAAAGUCUGGCACGGACUGGGCAGGUCCACAUAAAUCAAUUAUGCUAAUCAAUUUAAAAAAAUACAUUUAUACCAAAACUUCAAAAUAAAGCUUGUCUUUGAACCUACCAAGAAGAAGGCUUGUAAAACUCCACUGUGUAUGAUGGGAAGCAACAUGAAAGUGCUCUGUUUCUUUCAUGUAUUGUAAUCCACAGAAAGAUAUUGUUUUGACCCAAUAACUACAAAGCGAAGAGGACCUUUUCUUUGAACUGUUCUGUAACCAAAGGCGACGGCUGUUUACG